Suillus discolor is the source of this 1092-nucleotide messenger RNA. RefSeq lists its product as uncharacterized. The transcript has 7 exons. Bases 1 to 1092 code for a protein of 363 amino acids. Lineage: Eukaryota; Fungi; Basidiomycota; Agaricomycetes; Boletales; Suillaceae. The record is from RefSeq and is a predicted model, not a curated record.
AUGUAUGCUGCAGAGUUCACCACAAAUGCUGACCAGCACUAUUGCGAGUAUGCCAACUGUUUUAGCGGUCAUCCUGGCACUGUACCUGCUAUCACCUAUAUUGAGCACAAAGAUCCGAGCAAGCCCGUAAUUCCAAAUACCUCGAAGCAUGGUUUCAGCCAGUCCGAAUAUGAUGGCGCUGCAGUUCACAAGCAGACUGCAGAGGUGCAGUGUGGAAAAUCCCAACUUCCUGUUUGUGCAGUGGGGCUUAGUGUAUCAUGUGGGAUGCCUCCACCUGCAUUCAUCCCAGGUCCCGUUCACCUGAGGCGCGCCUCAGCAAAUCAUCAAUUUGUUCCUUUACCCAACUGGCCUGCAGCUCCUGGCCCCUCAGACAUCUGCCGUGCAAAUCCAUUAGGGCCCAACAUAUCUAUUUAUGGUCGGGACGCUCAGUUUAUUGUGUACUCAGACCUUCUUCGAACUCUGCCACUCAAGCCUGACUGGCUUGCUCGACAGGCCUAUGCUUCGAGUGUUCCCGAAGUGGUAUGCGUCAAGGCAUACCUUGCAGUGAUGAUUCCACGGGCUAAAAAACCAACUCUAAUAUCUGAUAUAGUCGAGUCGAUCAGCAACAUCCCUUACCACAUUGGUGCCAAUGACCUUAAAACUUUGGUGUACCUCACCCUACUUCCCAUGUUCAUCAAGUGGUCCAUGGGUCUUACUUUUACGUUUGAAGAGGCACAUUUGCGUCUUGUUAGUAGUUUUGAGGAGAUUCUUCCCCAUCCGUCUGGAGAAGACAUCAAUGCCAUAGCAUCCCACUUCCUCAAGACCAGGAACACGAAGCAGCAGUUCAAUGCUGGCAAGGGGAUCGAACUUCACCUCAUUAUUCCACAUAUGAAGUUCCUUGCCGCUGAGCAAAGGCGAAAUGGUGAGGAAGUACUAGCUGAGUCCAAGUCUUGUGAUGAUACACCUCACGCAACAGUGGCAAGUUCAUCUGACAUCCAACAUCUUUCAAGUCCUGCAUUAGUACUAUCUGCGGUGUCCCCAUCAAAAAAUUUGCAAAAUGGCGCCCAAUGUUUGCCUCACCCUGUCAAGCGCAAAUUAUCAUCGACCACAUGA